Racocetra fulgida is the source of this 212-nucleotide messenger RNA. NCBI's taxonomy places the organism in Eukaryota, Fungi, Glomeromycota, Glomeromycetes, Diversisporales, Gigasporaceae. The record is from the annotation of a GenBank genome assembly.
AAGCAAACAAUAAUAAAGAUUUUCUUAGAGAUUUAAUUAACAACUUCGAAUACAUAUCAGAAAAUGAUAUAGAAGAUAUUGAAAGUAUGGGAUUAGCAAGCAAAAGUCUUAUAUCAAAUGGAAUUGAAAUAGGAAGUAAUGACAAUAAUUUAGAUUUUGAUCUAGAAAUUAGUUCUUUUCUUUUUAACAAAACCAGUUUUGAAAAGGCAUAG